GCGUGGAGAGGUUUGGUCGCGUCGUUCAUUUGGUGAUGGCGACCAACUUGUCAUCGGAUAAUCGGUAGAAAUCAGUGUGAAAGAUUUCAACGCAGUAUACGAACGGCUUGACUUGCUGCAAAACAAGAAACAAGUCUACGGUUAAAACUUAAAGACAGACAUGGGCGUGAAUUCACAUAUUAAGUCAUCGACCCUGUGCAUGUUUUUAGGUGUCCUGUUUAGAGUUCCUGGAGUAUCUAGUCAGGAUGACGUCUUCACUGUCCACCCUCAAGACCAGACUGUGAUCAGUGGAAAACCCGCCACCCUCACUUGUAAUGUCACCAAUCUUCAAACUCUAAUGGUCCACUGGACUCUGAAUGGGAAUCCUGUUGAAAACAACACUCGCAGGUUCCAGGAGUCUACUAAUCUACAUAUCACUCGAGUGGACAGAGUCCAGGACCUUGGAGACUUCCGAUGUGUAGCUACUGACGUGGACAACGGGACUUCUGUGAGGAGUCGGCCAGCACAGAUGGACGUGCAAUGGAUUGGGGACAAGGCUAAAGUACAGCUACACUCACCCAAGACCCCAGAAGAACUUUUUAUUGGGGGAGACAUGGUCCUGCGGUGCAAGGCAGAUGGAAACCCAGAAAUCACGUAUCAGUGGUUUCAUAACGGUAACAGACUCUUUCGAAACGAACGUGUAUCCUUCCGCAACAAACGUCUUCACAUAAAUAACUUGAAUGUGGCAGAUAACGGAAUAUUUUCCUGUCGAGGUGUCAACGAUGCCGGAACAGUAGACAGCGCUGAAAAUUUCCCCGUUAUUCUCCAAAGUGAAAAGACGGCAAGGAUAAUAGAAUUACCCCAAGACAUCAUCGUAAAGGAUGGAGAUUCUGGCAUGUUUAACUGUGUUUAUCGGAACGCCGCUGCUGUAGAAUGGUACGCUCCUAAAGAAGACGUCCCUUUAAACAAUGGUUCCAGGCAUACAAUCUUCUUGAAUGGUUCUCUUCUCAUAUCCCAUGUUCAGUAUAAGGAUCAGGGUAUUUAUCGCUGUGUUGGAAUUAGUGCCAGCAAAGACAUACCCCAACAAACUUAUAUAGCCCAUCUAAAACUUGCAUACCUCGAAGAGCUUUCAGAAAGUUCAUUUGAGCCACUACUUGAUGAAAAUCAGAGAGUUUUCUUCCCUUUACAUGGUCUUUUUGAGGUGGCAUGUCUGGCUCCAGCGGGAUUUCCACCUCCUCGAAUUUGGUGGGAAGAUCCAAAGGGUCACAUUCUGAGUGACAGUGGACGUAUUAGAGUAGAGGAUGGUCGCUUAAUUAUCAAUGAUGUUAAACAAAUUGAUUCAGGUAGUUUCACCUGUGUGGCAGAAAACUUGGCAGGAGAGAAGAGAAAAAAAAUAGAGCUGUUUGUUACCAUUCCACCAGUGAUCACAUCUAACCCUGUGGAUAUCCAGAUAGAUGAAGGGAAAUCAACAACAUUUUCAUGCAAAUAUAAAGGAAGUCCAUAUCCCAUUGCCUCUGUACACUGGCUAAAAAAUGAUCAAUAUGUUAACCCCUCUGAUCCUCACAUUACUGUUUAUGAAAACAAAGGAACUUUGGUCAUCCAAGAUGUGCAGUUGUCUGAUGCAGGAACAUACAGAUGUGUGGUUAACACAUCAGGGUUUCCUCCAGUUUUUUCUGAAAACAGCACUCUGGCUGUUAAAGAAACUUUGAAGUUUGUCCCACCUCCUGUUAGCAAGAAGCUGGAGUUGGGAUCUAAAGGCAAGAUUUACUGUAAAGCUCGGGGUGCUAAGAUACCCACAGUUCAUUGGGUAAAGAAUAGUGCACCAUCUAACCAUUGGCCUCCUCACAUUAAGGAUGAAAAUGGCACAUUACACUUCAAUGUUGUUCAACCAGAAGAUGCUGGAAGUUACACCUGCAUUGCUACCAGUCCUCAAGAGACAAUUAAUGCUACAAUAAAUGUUGAAGUUGUGGUAAUGCCUAGGUUCACAGUAACACCAGCAGACACAGAAGCUUAUGAGGGCUACCCAGUAAUGCUACACUGCAAAGCUAAAGGUGAUCCUCAACCAAGUAUACAGUGGGAUAAGGAUAAUGUGUUGAAAGGUUUUGACAAAAACCGAUUCCAAGUCCUGAAUAAUGGAACACUUUAUAUUAAGGAAGCUCAUAUGAAUGACAAGGGAAAAUAUGGCUGCACUGCAGGAAACAGUGGGGGAUUUCGUCGUGCUGAAGUGCUUCUUGUAGUUCGAAGUACAGAAAACUACAGUCCAAAUCAGAUAAGUGAAGAGGAUCAAGAUGAUGCUAGUACCAUGAGCAAGACUGUUACAAUAACACUGUGUGCAGCAGUCAUAUACAUUGUGCUUGUUAUAGGACUCAUGAUUUGGUGUCGUAUUCGACGAGCUCGACGUAAAGCCAUGUUGCUAGCUCAAGCAAGUGAGGAAGUGGCCAAACCAGAUGAUGAUGAUGAUGCACAAGGUGAUACUGAAAUGAAAGACAGGGUUAAUCUUGGAGCUGGUGAUCAAGAGCGAGUAAAUGGUGUUGGUAAGAAUGAGGGGGUUGUCAAUGCUCCUGGCUCUAGUUCUCAACCUGCCAACAGAUCUUCAUAUGACAAUUUUCAGUUUUCUAGAAAUAACCUUCAGACAAUGAUGCUGCUAGGACAUGGAAAAUUUGGUGAAGUAUUCCUAGCUAAAGCUCGAGAUAUUAAUGACCAUAAAACCGAAACUGUCGUUAUGGUGAAAGCACUGCAAACAAAAGAUGAAGACAUUCAUUCAGAAUAUAAGAAAGAAACUGAAAUGUUUCGUAAUCUUAGUCACAAGAAUUGGACAAAACUUUUAGGUCAGUGCUUGGAUGUUGAACCUUUUCUGAUGGUCCUAGAAUACAGUGAUUGGGGUGAUUUGAAGCAGUUUUUGUUGGCCACAAGGAAAGAAAAUUCUCGCAAAGGUCCUAAGCCACCACCACUGUCCACAUCUCAAGUUAUUGGUGUUUGCCACCAGGUGGCAACUGGAAUGGAAUACUUUUCGUCUCAGCAACUCAUCCAUAAGGACUUAGCAACCAGAAAUUGUCUGAUCACAUCUCGAUUAGACAUAAAGAUUAGUAACCCUGGCUUGUUUGAAGACACCUAUGCCCAAGAAUACAGUCGCUACCAGAAUAAAGUAGUACCACUUCGAUGGGCUGCUCCAGAAGCUGUGCUUGAAGACAACUGGUCCACAAAGAGUGAUGUAUGGUCCUUUGCAGUGCUUGUUUGGGAAGUGUUCACACAGGCAGAUUUUCCUUUUGCUACUAAAACAGAUGAUGUGAUAUUACAGUUACUGAAAAACCAUCAGCUGGUAUGGAGCCAACCAGAGGCUUCCCCUAAGUUGUUGACAGAGAUGCUUCAAGGUUGCUGGAAUUAUCAUCCAGUUGCUCGUCCCUCAUUUAGUGAAAUAACUACAAGGAUUGGAGAAAUAAAUGUUGUAAGUAAUGUGUAAACCACUGACAACAAGAUGAGAGUACACUGUGGCAGAAAACUGCUGCUAUACUAGUAUUUUUUAUGUUAUGAAGUAUUGAGUAAGUAACGUUUGUGCCAGGACAGAUAAAUUGAACAUAAAUACUUUUGUGACCUAGUCACAUUUAUAAUUUCUUCUUGUGCUUCUUGUAGAUUUUUAGAGUGGCUUUUUAUAACAUCAUUAGAAAGAAAUUUCAAGCCAUAAGUUGAAAUUUUAGUUAAUUUAAUAUCAUUUUGUUUUUUAGGCAAUACAUUUGAUAUUUUCUCAGCUGUUUUCUUACUUUGACUUGUGUUUUGAGACAGUGCACAUUUUGUAAACAUAGUUUUUGAAUGUCAGUUGUGUGUUAGCUUUCUAUUUAUUAAAUCUAAUUCUUUGCUGAAACAGUUCACUGCCACAUGGACCAUUCAGUGUGUUUGCUUAUACACAUGACAGACACAUAAGUGUAUGUAAAUCACUAUGCAUACUAGUGUUAAGAACUGUUUAGCACAUGCAGGCUAAUAUGCAAAAUAGUUAUCAAAAUAUACUAACUCCAUUGCUAGAUGUUUCAGUGUUUGUUACAAAGUUGGUGUGAGCUUAAGUGUAAAUUAGGCUAGACUCUGUACUAUGUCUGUAUUUAAAUCUUAAAAUUGUUUUGAAAGUCUAUUAAUAAAUGGCAGUACCCCAGUAACUUCCAAAUAUUAUAUGUGUUUAUUGUUAGAAACAAACAAUUUGCAUUUAAAAAAAGCUACAGUCAUAACAAGUUUUAAAGAAAAAGUUGAGUGAUUUUAAAUUUUCAUUACUUUCUUCAAAAGUGCAGUAAAAAACGCUAUAUUUAGGUGUUGGUCACAACCAAAAGAGUUAAAUCAUGUGAUAAAUAAGUGAAAUUACAUUUAAACAAAACUGAAAGUUGCCCAGUACUUAAAAUCAGUGAUGAAUUGAUAAAGAUCACAGUUGUGAAAUAUUAAGUGUUUUUUUUGUGAAAUUAAAAAGUAGACAAAAAUUUUCCUUGACUUAAAAGUUACUUGUAUAUCUGUAAGUUUUUACCUAUGUUUUGGGUGUAAUGAACUAAAAGAAAGAGGAUAUAUUUCAUAAAAUUUUCAUUUGAAACUGACAUUUUGCAAAUGCAUCUUUUAGCACCUGAAAUGUAUUUUUUAUUUUUUUUAAAUAAUGACAAAAUGACAACUUAUAAUCCCCUACUGUAUAAUAUAUUUGCCAAAAAGUAGGUUUGUGUGAAAAAUGAAUCUUUUACUUCAUAAACCUCUUGAGUUAUCUCUGUACUGUUAUUAAGAUACAUUCUUAUAGCAUUGUGCAUUUAAAGGUCUUGUGAAACAUAUUUUUCAAACCUGCUUGAAACUCCUAGCUGAGUUUAUAUCCAUCCUAUUUUAUUAUUUUAUGUGUUGAUGUUUUUUAUUUAUUAGCACUUUUGAAAGAUAAACAUAAUUAGAUCAGUUUUUUUUAUGUAUUCCAUGAUUUUUAAACUUGAUUAUGGGACUUGUCAUGCACAAUGCCUGUUUGAAUGAUUGUGUUUUAAUGUGCAUAAUGAGUUUUACUGUAUACAGUGAGGGUGCCUACUUGUGGAUACUCCUUUUUUUUUCCGUAAUAAAAUUUAUUUUUUCACCCCACCCCAUCGAAUAAAAGAAGUUAAUCUUAGCAGCUAAAUAUUUAUACUUGAAUUAGUGGUAGACCACAUUCAAAGUCACUCUUCCUUAAUUAUUAUAUGAUAAGGAACAUUCAGUGAUAGGAAGUUUAAAUUUAUUCUAAUUUAUGUUUAUUUGGAUAAAACUAUAGUUAUUAGAAUAUUGCCAAAUUAACUUUUUAAUUUUUGGACGAUUUUCAAAUUACCCUCGUAAGAGAUACAUGUGAUUUGUCAACUGAAAUUUGAAACGUGAGUACUUCUCUGUACUGUUAAUAAGACGUUUCUUCGUGUUUAUUUUUUGUUUAACUAGUUCCUAUUUUAUGAUUGAUAUACAUGAACAUUUACUCAAACAUGUAUGAAAUAUAGAGAAGCCACCUGGUAAUUUGAUGAUAUUAAAACCUUAUUAAAAUCUCAAAAUGUAAUUAAGAUAGCUUUCAUGAAUACAAAUUCACCCUCAAAUGUUGCCAAAAAUAAUGUAAUUACUAAAUUUAGGCUAUAAUAAAUUAACUGGGUCGAGCGCGGCCCUGUGGUUAGCGUGCCAGACUAGACCACGUUUCCGCGAUUCGCGCCCUCUUACAGCCAAGAAAUAAAAAAGGAUAAAUUGCGCUCCGCAUGUUUGGGUCGUUGGUGCGUUUAAUAAUAAUGUUCAAAUCCCACUAUUUGGUCUGACAAGGGUUGACUGGCUGCCAUCCCUCUAGUCUAUCACUUCAAAAUUAGGGACGGUUAGCGCAAAUAGCCCUCGUGUAGGUUUACGCGAAAUUCAGCAGAAACUUUUUAUUCGAUAGUACUUGAUUAAUCUUGAUGGUUUGAAAAAGGAGUUGCAUAGAAAUACAUCACUAGCAUAUUGUCCUCUAACUGUUUAGCGCCAUCUGCCAUAAGGUAUUUUAUUGAAAUAGGAACCUUUCGAUGAAUCUAGUUGUUUUCUUUUACGAUAACUAGAAUUUAUAUCGACUAACAUUUGUAGUCCAUAAAAUUUAUACGAUAUAAUACUUGGACGUCUGUAAUUUUCUGAUGUAUAUUAAUGUAUGUGCGAGAAGAAAAGAUGGAAAAUCAUGUAGAUCCUAUUAACAAACAGUAUAAUUCGUUAAAUAAGAUCGUUAACUAUUUUUAAAAAACUCUCAAAGUCAUUAACGAUCAUUUUAACGGACUGGCUCGUAACCGUAACAUCAUUUUUUGGACCAAAAGGAAAUCCCAGUAGGUUAAAUUAACUACUUGUUUACAUAACAAUGUUUUGCACACACACACACACACCCUUAAUGUUUCUUUUUUUUUACGUUGGGAAGAAGAAGAAACUAAGAAAUUACUUACAAAUACUCAUCACAUGUUCGUAAUCAAAACACAUGUCAGUGCUUAAGGACGUUUGAUUAAAGUGAUUUAUAUUUGGGUCCGCGAUAUUUUAUAUCACAUGUUUUAAUAUCUUCAGUUGUUAUUAUAUUUGAUGUAUAUCUAUUUCGUAUUCUUUUUCAAUAAAUUGAUGGUCUUUAUUA
Limulus polyphemus (Atlantic horseshoe crab) is the source of this 6559-nucleotide messenger RNA. RefSeq names its product inactive tyrosine-protein kinase 7-like. Gene Ontology annotation, molecular function: protein kinase activity; ATP binding; cell-cell adhesion mediator activity. Bases 161 to 3439 code for a protein of 1092 amino acids. Gene Ontology annotation, biological process: axon guidance; homophilic cell-cell adhesion; protein phosphorylation. Lineage: Eukaryota; Metazoa; Arthropoda; Merostomata; Xiphosura; Limulidae. The transcript is spliced from 13 exons. The record is from RefSeq and is a predicted model, not a curated record. Gene Ontology annotation, cellular component: axon; plasma membrane.